Molecule: messenger RNA, 303 nt
Organism: Monoraphidium neglectum
Lineage: Eukaryota; Viridiplantae; Chlorophyta; Chlorophyceae; Sphaeropleales; Selenastraceae
Exons: 1
Coding region: 1-303 (100 amino acids)
Source: RefSeq, a predicted model, not a curated record
AUGCCCUCUUCCGGCUCACCACGCACCCGCUGCAACUCCGGCACACACGCAUGCGGCCACCCCCAGCUCCUGGCUUGGUGCCUGAACCGCGGGCCCCUGGUGGCGGAGGACUGGGGAGUCGGCGCGAUGGCGCUGCUGUACGCGCUGCCCAUCAUACCCCGCGACCGCGCCGCGGCCGGCAAGGCGGGGCGGCUGGGCGACAGCGCAGGCACGCCGCUGCAGGUCGCGGGGCUGUUCGUCUUCUACUGCGGUGCGCAGUGCGCGCGCCGGGUGGCGGCGCCGGCGGCGCCGCUGCGGGGCUGA